UUAACAUUCGUUCAUACAUUUUCCGCCAUGUAAUGUGCGACCAUGUUCAGAUAGUAAGUAGAAGAACGAUCUGAACUUGUAAAGUAUACAAAAAAGUAACCUCAAUGUGCUCCGCAGAGAAAUAAUAGAAAUAAUAAUUAUUAACAUUAUAAUAGUUUAAAAUAUUUCUGUUUUAGAUUUGUGUAACAUGUGUAUUUAAAAUAGAUAACUGCAUAAAACAGACAAUGUUUUAUUUGAAAAUCUAACCGAAACCCAGAAAUUACCUUUUAAUAAUACAUUUACAAAUUGUUAUUUAAAUAAACAAUGGCAGAUGUAAAUAAUGAAAAAGAUAGCGAAUUCAAAACGAAAUCUGUUGAUCGCUUGACAACAGAAUAUUGUAAAAUUUGUGGAAAUUUAUGUGAUCCAUACAAUAAACCAGCAUUAUCUUGUAAUGGAUGUUCAAAAAAAAUUCAUGUAGAAUGUUUAAAGCGAAAAAGCGUUCCAGUAUCAUUUGUAGGAGAUGUAUUUUUUGAUUUAGCUUGUUCCGAUUGCAGUCCAUUCGGUGAAGAAACAAUAGCACGCAAUAGGAUGCCGUGGCUGACUGUAAUUAUAUUAACAUUGUAUAAUUUACGUGAAAAGUCAAGUGGUAUCAGCAAAAGAGGAUAUUUCCAUUGGAAAUCUGACAUUAGUACAUUUGUUGACCGUAACUGGGAUUGCUUGUUCAAAAAGACAGUUAAAAGAAAGAAAAAUUGGAUUGGUACAAUAUCUGGAACUCUUUCUCAUUAUAGCGGAAUUUUUUUUAAGUCAGGAACUACAGAAUUAGAAGAAUCUGGAUGGUGGAGGUUAAUGAGCAAUGACCCACCUGAAAUUCUUAUUGCUAAAAAUGAAAAAAUGAUAUUAGAUCGUAGAAGAAAAGAAGCUGAACAAGUAAAAGCUAAAACAUCAAAUAAAUUACAUGACAGUCCAACUCUAUCAGAAUCAAGUAUUUCAGUUGGAGAGAAUAGUAGUUAUGGAAAUGCAUCAACAAAAAAUCAAGAUUGCUCUGCAUAUUCACAAGCAUAUGUUCAACCUGAUAAAACACUAUUUGAUCUUUUACUUGAGGAGAAUGAACUAAACAAUAUAGAUAUUGAAGAUGAUAUAAUGUCUACUGAACAAAAUGACACACCAUCAUUGUCUGAUUUAAUAAGAGACUGUCAAUAUCAGACUAAUAAUUUCCAUUUUUCACAAUUACUGGAUGAUUUUACGUCAGAAUGGACAUCUACCACAACAGAUACUAUAUCACAAAACCUUAAUAUCAAAACAGAUCAAAUGAAGGAAGAUGAAGAGGAAGAAGAACACAGUAACGGCAGUCUAAAUGAAGAAGAGAGCAACGACAGUCCAAGUUUUGUUCAAGAACAACCACCUGUUUCUUUAUUUAAGACCACACAACGACGUCCAUGGCCCUGGCAACGAAAUUACGCUAAUAGGGAAAAAAUUCCACGUAUGACACUUCAGGAAGAAGCAUAUUUAUUACAACAAGUUAACAAAUCGACCCUGAACAUUGCACCUCCGGAAAUCAGACGAUUUUACCGAAAGUUAGCUGUACGAAAAUUGAAACGUGAAUAUGGUUUACCUACAUUAGAUAUGGAUAAUUUUGGUUGUAAGACAAAAAUACUUGAUAAGCCUUUAAAAGACUCUGGCAGAGUUUUAGAUCGAUUUUUUGGCGAUGAUUUAAGUUUGUUUGAACAAAGAUUACAAGGAUACAAUGAACCCACGUCUGUACACAGUCCAUAUACCAAUAGAAUUUUAAAACCAUUUAUAAGAAGAGAUACUUCGUGCCGUCCUUUAUGGUUGAAAGUAAUGGACGAACUUCGUGCUAAGGUCAAUAAAUCUAAUCCUAAAUGGAAAGCAACACCACUGUCAUCGAUCGACUAUUCUUACGUGAGACCACAGCACAUACCUGCGAUUAAUAGUUUGUGUAGUCAAUUUUUUUGGCCAGGCAUUGAUUUGACAGAAUGUUUGCAAUAUCCUGACUUUAGCUGUGUGGUUCUGUACAAAAAAUUAGUCAUAGGAUUUGCAAUUUUAGUUCCCGAUGUUGGUUACAAUGAAGCAUACAUAUCUUUUUUUUUAACUCGCCCCGAAUGGCGUAGAUCUGGUAUAGGAACAUUUAUGCUUUAUCAUCUAAUUCAAACGUGUAUGGGCAAAGAUGUUACGUUACACGUUUCAGCCACUAAUCCAGCGUUAAUUUUGUAUCAGAAAUUCGGUUUCAAAGUCGAGGAAUUUGUUCAAGAUUUUUAUGACAAAUAUAUGCCACCGAAUUCACGAGAAUGUAGACAUGCGCUGUUCUUACGACUGAGUAGAUAAAAAUGUUAAAAUGAUGCAUUUAUUACGUAUUUAUUAUGUAUAAAAUAUAUAUGCAUAAUGUUAAUUAAGUCAAUUUUUAUUAUUAUAUAUAUAAUGUACAUUUAUUUGUUACG
Molecule: messenger RNA, 2435 nt
Organism: Frieseomelitta varia
Lineage: Eukaryota; Metazoa; Arthropoda; Insecta; Hymenoptera; Apidae
Gene: Atac2
Product: cysteine-rich protein 2-binding protein
Exons: 6
Coding region: 304-2322 (672 amino acids)
Molecular function (GO): acyltransferase activity, transferring groups other than amino-acyl groups
Source: RefSeq, a predicted model, not a curated record